UCGCUAUCCAUGUCUACAUCUUCUAACCCCGAGGAGGUGAACUCCUUCGCAUCCAUGUUGGCCGAACAGCGUGUUAACAACACAACACUUGUGGCACCGUUUCAACCAGGUCAAGAUAUCUCACACUGGAUCAAGCAAUUCCACCUCUCGGCUAAGUCUCUCGGUAUGAAUAGUACUACCUCUAGGAACUUGCAAAUGCUCAAAUAUUUGCCUCAAGAAGCCACCGACUGGUUAUUGCGUGUAACAGAUUUCUCCAGCAGCACCGAUAUCAAAACCAAACUUGAAAGCGUGUACGGUAUCGACCCUGCAAUCCAAAAAUCCAAUUGUCGUCAAAGAUUAGAAUCACUCAAACAAGGUCUACGCCGCGUUGCUGAAUAUCGAAUGAACUUCGAGACUAUUGUUUCUGAUUUUCCUGAAGGUCACACUUUGUCAGACGACACCCUUCGUAACAUCUUUUUCAACAAUUUGAGACCUGAGCUCCACACUGCUUUACUCGGCAUUGUCGAUCCCUCUGACACCUGGAAGACUCUGGCUGCUUCUGCAGCAAUUCGUGAAUCGGUAUUGUCAUUGGGUAAUGAUCAUUUCUUGACUCCUCAACCACAAGCUCCUAUCUUCGACGGUCCUACACCUAUGGAAGUUGACUCGGUACAAAAACACCGUAACCAACGAUCUUCUGGUAAGCCUGAUAAACGAAAGGAAGACCCUAUGCGUCGUUGGGCUGCAUCUGGGCAACCCAUUUGUGGCAUUUGCGGCACCGAAGGACACCUCACCAAGAAAUGUCCAAGAAAAACCGAACGGGUCCAGUCUGUGGAAAAAGUGAAGGAAUCAACUCCCAAUGUCGCUCCUAUCCCUUCUGGAACAGUACAAUAUGUUUCUUCGGUUUCCCCUGUCCAAGCUGGUCUUAUCUCUCCUGUUCUUCACAACAUUACUGUACCCACUGAUGCGUCUUCGACACCCAAGAUCAGAGUACAUUUCAAAGGUCAAUCGGCUUUAGGUUUAAUCGACACUGGUGCAUCGGUAACAGUUAUGCGUUCAUCUCUGGCGAAACAACUGAAUUUGGUUCCAGAUACCACGAACCGAAUCUAUUUUACCACUGCAGGUAAUCAAGUCCAUACCUCUCUGGGAAUGGUAAAGGUAUCCGCACUCCUUGGUGAGCUUCCAGUUAUUUUGGACUGCCACGUUGCACCCGAAUUA
Molecule: messenger RNA, 1194 nt
Organism: Mucor mucedo
Lineage: Eukaryota; Fungi; Mucoromycota; Mucoromycetes; Mucorales; Mucoraceae
Exons: 2
Biological process (GO): proteolysis
Molecular function (GO): zinc ion binding; aspartic-type endopeptidase activity; nucleic acid binding
Source: RefSeq, a predicted model, not a curated record